AUGGCCCAUCUAGAAUCACGGAAGCAUAUAUCGGCAGACUCUGGAACUCCGAUCACUCUCCACCCCCAUUUCAAUCCGAAAAUAGUAUCUCAUGUGCCUCCCGAGCCGGUCCGCCAGGAGAUCAUUCCCCCAAGAGACCGAGCUUUCUUUGCAGAUCCCGAGAAAAAGAAUUUAUUUGCAGUGGCUAGAAGGAUUGAUCUAACUGAAUCAAUUGGCACGCUGCUCGAGAACGUGCAGCUGUCCCGGUUAACUGAGACGCAGCUUGACGAGCUAGCUCUGCUUGUCAAUGAACGAGGAGUUGUUUUCUUCCGGGAUCAAGAUCUCACGACUGAUCAGCAAGUUCAAUUGUUCGAACAUUUUGCACCCUCUUAUUCCUUACUAAGAAUGGAAGAGCACCCCGAUGUUGGAGGUGACACAGCUUGGGUAUGA
This is a messenger RNA of Penicillium macrosclerotiorum, 429 nucleotides long. Its product is annotated as sulfonate dioxygenase. Lineage: Eukaryota; Fungi; Ascomycota; Eurotiomycetes; Eurotiales; Aspergillaceae. The record is from RefSeq and is a predicted model, not a curated record. The transcript is spliced from 2 exons. Gene Ontology annotation, molecular function: 2-oxoglutarate-dependent dioxygenase activity. Bases 1 to 429 code for a protein of 142 amino acids. Gene Ontology annotation, cellular component: cytoplasm.